AUGGCGCAGGACAGCGAGAAGCCCACCGCCGCCGACAAGGGCAAGGGCAAGGCCGUGGAGGACAACAAGAAGGACAAGGCUCAGCCGAACGGCAAGAAGGAGGAUGAGAAGAUUGUCGAUUCCGCAGAAGAGCUCAGCGAAGAGGACCAGCAGCUCAAGAACGAGCUGGAUAUGCUCGUUGAGCGCCUGACGGAAUCCGAUGCUUCCCUCUACAAGCCGGCCCUGGAGGCCAUGAAGAACUUCAUCAAGACGUCGACCUCGUCGAUGACGGCCGUGCCGAAGCCCCUCAAGUUCCUUAGACCACACUACGAGACGAUGACAAAACUGUACGAGGACUGGCCAGAGGGCGACAACAAGGUUUCUCUCGCAGAUGUUUUGUCGGUAAUUGGUAUGACGUAUUCGGAUGAGGACCGACAGGACACCCUCAAGUACCGCCUGCUCGCACCGUCAUCCGACAUUGGCUCGUGGGGUCACGAAUACACCCGGCAUUUGGCGUUGGAGAUUGGCGAGGUCUACGGCAAGAGGAUAAACGCCGACGAGCCCACGAAGGACUUGGUGGACUUGGCCCUCAUCCUCAUUCCCUUGUUCCUACAGAGCAACGCGGAGGCCGAUGCCGUGGACCUGAUGAGCGAACUCGAGAUCAUCGACCAGAUCCCCAACUACCUCGACAAGGACACCUACGGCCGCGUCUGCCUGUACAUGGUCAGCAUGGUCAACCUCCUGACGUACCCCGACAACGAACUCUUCCUCAAGACCGCCCACGACAUCUACCUGAAGUACAAGGAGUACACCUUGGCAAUGACGCUGGCCAUCCGGUUGAAUGACGUUGACCUGAUCAAGGACGACUUCGAGAAGGCGGGCGACCCUGCCCUCAAGAAGCAGCUUGCCUUCUUGAUUGCACGCCAACGAAUCGCUAUGGACGUACAGACCGAUGACGGCGACAACGCCAUUGUGGAGUGCCUGUCCAAUCUUAAGUUGUCGGACCACUUCAAGUCGCUGGGCAAGGAGCUCAACAUCCUUGACCCCAAGACAACAGAGGACAUCUACAAGAGCCACCUCGAGAGCAGCCGUGUGGCGGGCAUGACCAACUUGGACUCUGCGCGUCACAACCUUGCCGCUGCCUUUGUGAACGCCUUCGUCAACGCUGGCUUUGGUAACGACAAGAUGAUGCUCGUUGAGCACGACAAGGAGAGCUGGGUGUGGAAGACCAAGGGUGACGGCAUGAUGUCAACCGUGGCGUCGCUGGGUACCCUGCUGCUGUGGGAUGUGGAGGCUGGACUGGAUAAGAUUGACAAGUACACUUACGCGGCGGAACCUGAGAUCUUGGCCGGUUCGAUGCUUGCUAUUGGCAUCAUGAACUCCGGUGCUCAUGUCGACUCGGAACCUGCCCUGGCCCUGCUGGGUGAUGAGGACAAGCUCCACCAUAAGAACCCGCUUGUCCGAACUGCCAGUAUCAUGGGUCUCGGUCUCUCCUACGCAGGCUCCAACAACGAGACUCUUCUGGAGCUUCUCCUUCCCAUCAUUACCGACUCUUCCCAGGACAUGCAGAUUUCCGCCAUGGCUGCGUUGUCGUGUGGUCUGAUCUUUACCGGCUCCUCCAGCCCCGAAGUCAGCGAGGCGAUCGUCACAACUCUGCUCGAUGACGAGCGCAAGAACCAGCUCACCGACAAGUGGACUCGCUUCCUUGCUCUCGGUCUUGGUCUGCUCUUCUUCGGCCGCCAAGAGGAGGUUGACGUUAUUCUUGAGACUCUCAAGGCCGUCGACCACCCGAUGGCGAAGCCCACCGCAGUGUUGGCCGAGAUCUGCGCUUGGGCGGGUACUGGUGCCGUCUUGAAGAUCCAGGAGCUCCUGCACAUCUGCAACGAGCACAUUGAGGAUUCAGAUGAGAAGAAGGGCGAUGAGCUUCUUCAGUCUUAUGCUGUUCUCGGUAUCGCUCUGGUGGCCAUGGGCGAAGACGUUGGCCAGGAGAUGGUCUUGCGCCAGUUCGGUCAUCUCAUGCACUACGGCGAGCCCAACAUCAGGAGGGCAGUUCCCCUGGCCAUGGGUCUCAUCAGCCCCAGUAACCCCCAGAUGAAGGUCUACGACACGCUCUCAAGAUACAGUCACGACAACGACAACGACGUCGCGAUCAACGCCAUCUUCGCCAUGGGUCUGUUGGGUGCCGGUACCAACAACGCCAGACUGGCUCAGCUGCUCCGUCAACUGGCCAGCUUCUACCACCGCGACCAGGAGUCUCUGUUCAUGGUGCGCAUCGCACAGGGUCUGCUGCACAUGGGCAAGGGAACCAUGACUGUCAACCCCUUCCACACGGACCGCAACGUCCUCUCGCGCGUGUCGGCGGCAGGCUUGCUCUCAGUGUUGGUCGCCAUGAUCGACGCCAAGCAGUUCAUCACAUCGAACUCUCACUACCUGCUUUACUUCCUGGUGACGGCGAUGCACCCCCGCUUCCUGGUCACUUUGGACGAGGACCUCAAGCCCCUCAAGGUCAACGUGCGCGUUGGUCAGGCAGUGGACGUUGUCGGCCAGGCGGGUCGGCCCAAGACUAUUACCGGCUGGCAAACACAAAGCACGCCGGUCGUCCUGGCCUACGGCGAGCGUGCUGAGCUGGAAGACGAGCAGUACAUCAGCUUGAACAGCACACUAGAGGGACUGGUUAUUCUCAAGAAGAACCCCGAUUGGGAGGAGGACAAAUAG
Messenger RNA from Colletotrichum karsti, 2694 nucleotides. Its product is annotated as 26s proteasome regulatory subunit rpn-1. Bases 1 to 2694 code for a protein of 897 amino acids. Gene Ontology annotation, biological process: proteasome-mediated ubiquitin-dependent protein catabolic process; regulation of protein catabolic process. Lineage: Eukaryota; Fungi; Ascomycota; Sordariomycetes; Glomerellales; Glomerellaceae. The record is from RefSeq and is a predicted model, not a curated record. Gene Ontology annotation, cellular component: proteasome storage granule; proteasome regulatory particle, base subcomplex; proteasome complex. The transcript has 4 exons. Gene Ontology annotation, molecular function: enzyme regulator activity.